Emiliania huxleyi CCMP1516 is the source of this 984-nucleotide messenger RNA. RefSeq lists its product as hypothetical. Bases 1 to 984 code for a protein of 327 amino acids. The transcript has a single exon. Lineage: Eukaryota; Haptophyta; Isochrysidales; Noelaerhabdaceae. The record is from RefSeq and is a predicted model, not a curated record.
AUGAUCGUCGGCGCCAACAACCUCCUCCUCCUCGCCGCGAGGACAGCCUCGCCGUGGAUGGCUGCGCCGCCGGCCACACCGUUUGCGCCCAACCCGCCGCGGGACGGCGGAACCAUCUCCGAGCCGGCGGCCAACUGGGCCAUCUCGCGCCUGCUGCGCGCCGGCGUUGAGAUGGACACGCCCGCGCUCAGGGCGUCGGUUCCCACCACAUUUCUGCGCCCAUCGCCGUCGGAGGAGCGGCCGAUCGCGCUCUUCUUGCACGGCGCAGACUUCUCCUGUCUCGAGUGGCGGUUCUUGCUGCAGCAGCUGUGCGAGGAGGGCGUCGACUGCGUGGCGGUCGACUGGUACUCGGGCGGGUGGACGGAGCGCGGCCAGAUCACGGCCGCGCUGCGCGCGAGCGACGCGCAGCCGUGGACGCUCGUGCGGCAGCACCUGCUCGCCUUUUGGGAGCAGCAGCUGCGAGGCCGGCCGGUGGUCCUCAUCGGCGCCUCGCUCGGCGGCGCGGUGGCGAUCGACUUUGCGUCGACGCACCCCGAGGCGGUGGAGAAGCUGGUGCUCAUCGACGCGGGCGGCGAGUCGUACAAGGCUCCGCCGCCCGACACGGUCGCCGCCUUUGCCAAGCCCGUGCUCGCCGUCAAGGGCCUCUUCCAGGCCGUGCAGGCGAGGCUGCCCGACGACGCGAGCCGCAUCGUGUCGCUGCACCGCGCCGAGCCGGGCUGCUACGAGGCGAGCCUCGCCUACCUCGAGAGCGGCUCGAUGGCGAGGCGAGUCGGCCGCGAGCGCAUCCAGCAGGUGGCGCAGCCGACGCUGGUCGUGUGGGGGACCGAGGACGACAUCCUCCCGCUCUCCGACGCCUACGCCUUCGAGAGGGACCUGCAGCACUGCGUGGGCGUGCGCGAGGUGCCCGGGAGCGGCCACUCGCCCCAUCUCGACCAGCCCGAAGCCGUGCUCGCGCACUUGCGCCCCUUUGUCGCGCAGCGGUGA